CUGAGCGCGGUAGUCGUCGCACAGUCGGCCCAGCUCAACCGACCAGUAUUCGAUUGGCAGCGGUUCGAGCAAGAACGGCUUUUCCCCCAGCAGUCGGAGUUUGGGCGCGCGCGUGUUCAGUGACUAUUGCAAGUUCUGCAGCCAGCUGAACCACGAGAACGUGACUUUGAACGGGGAGUUGCGGUUUUCAACGGUUGCGACAGUUUUGUGACUUUCGGCGUGACCGGGAAAGUGGCCUUUGUAAGUGCGAGGGGGAGUUGUCGUGUGUCAUUAGCAGAAUUGAAGUUGUGAAGAAGCUGAAAUGGUGCUUUGAACGUGAGUGGGAUAAUUUUGAGGAGUUGCUGUGACAGAAAAAACGGUAGCAAGCGGUGACAACGAAUAACAGCUAGCAAAGUGACGACGGCCACGUGAUUGUGAAGCUGGGCACGGAAGUUGGUCAGUGAACUGCAUUUAAAUUUGUUGGAAGAGUUUUGGUUGGAUGAACUUAAGCUAUUAAAUUGAAGAGCACCACCACCUGAGCCCGGCGAGUGGUCAUCACCUUGACACAGGUCGACCAUUUUUUUGUAGACCUGUUCGUCAACUUUGAAAACGACGCAGACGACGACGACGUCGAUGAAGGUGUGACCCGGUGCCCCUUCUUCUUGACCACGGUGAACGCCAAUGGACCGGCGAUACCUCUGAACGAUCUACCCCCCAGGCAGGACGACGACGGGGGCGUGCCCGGCCGAAGUUGGCAUGACGAAGCUCGGCGGAUGGCCGAACGUGCUGGGCACACUGCUGGGGCCGUCGCUGGUGGCCACACUGUUGGCGCUGCUGCUGUUGACGACCCACCCGGACAGUUGCGAUGGUCAGCGGGAGUCACAGUUGCGUCUCGGGAAGGCGAUCAACAUCUUCAUCCGGUACGGCUACCUGUCGAUCUCGAUGAAGGUGAUCUCGUACAACGAUAGCGAGACGUGGCUGUUCAAGGAGCCGACCAAGAACAUCUUCAAGGGCCUCGAUCUACUAAAAACCGAAGAGUACGAGGUGAAACCGGGCAUCUUCAACGGGGACUUCCACAUGGAGUUCUGCGACAACAAGCGGCAGCUGUUCCAGGCGUACUUCCGCGACUUCCAGAUCGAGCGGCUGGACAGCCCCUGGCGGGCGUACACCGAGGGCUGGCACACGGAGAUCGCGGCCAAAAAGCUAGGCAUCCAAAGCAAGUACCUCGAGCGGGACGACUACUGCUACGUGCUGGUGCGGGUGUCCCGGUUUCGGGACAGCGCCAAGUUCGCCCGCGUCAUUCCACCGAACCAGGUGCUGGAGAGUGACGUCGCGAGGCGCGUUCAGGGCGUUACGAUAGGGGACACGACGUCGGCGGUGCAGUUCAUGAACAAGUACGGCACGCACUACAUCAACUCGUACGUGACGGGCAACUCGCUGUACCAGGUGUUUGUGUUCAACAAGCGAAACUACGCCCACAUCAAGGAGAAGCUCAAGUCCCGGGGAGUGCUGGCACUGUCCAAGGUGGACCUGUACGACCACUUUGCCCCGUGGUACGUGGAACACAUGGGCAAGAUCCGCUGUGCCAGCGGGAACACCACGGUUGAAGCGUGGGCCUCGCGCAAGCUGCGGCUAUCGUACUACGUGUUCACGUACAGCAGUCUGCUGAAGCUGCACGGAGAUGGUGCGCUGUUGCGAAUAUUGAGCGAACUGCUCCAGAACGAGGCCAUCCUGCAGCUGGACCUCAAAUCGCUCAGUGUCAUCUUCAAGGAACCGGCGAAACGUGCCUGGUUCGAGGAAAUCCUCGACAACUAUCUCAAACUGUGGGAGGUGAACAUGUAGAAGGAAUGGGGGGAGGGAGUGGAAGUUCGGGGUGUAACGUAGUUGACUCAAAGACUCAAAGACAGAGCUGAACUGUGACGGUGCUAAGGCCUAAAGUGGCCAACACGCCAAGAUAAUCCCUAAUCUAGACCAGAAGAGUUGCUGAACAACAACAACAACAAUAACCUUGGCCAGUCCCAGUGAGACUUGAAGAAUGGGCCGAAGAAUGCAAAAGAAUGUGAAGAAAAAUCGCUACUGGUCGAAGGAGGCUUCCUCGUUCGGAACGAAUUGGCCAACUGAGAUUGGAAGUCGAAAGCCGGGCACGUGUGCGAGCGCGAAUAACAAAAACAAAAGACAAAUUUCCACGACACGUGCUCAAGAGCAGUGGUAAUGUUAGUGAAUCCCCUUUUUUAAAGUGCUUUAAUUGGAUAAAAGCUCAAAUUUCAACUUAAAAAUAAACUUUUUGGAUUGAAUGUCUUUUUCAAGAUUUAAAAUUUUUAUGACGUCUUUGAUGUUUCACUUCAAAAGUUUCACAUUAUUUUUCGAGAUAGAAAUAACUUCUGAAUUCUUAGUUUGUAUGGAGAAACCAAUGAUGCAAAAUUGAUUAUUUGAACAAAGGAAUCGAUGGACAUAGUUCGACUUGACUUGCAUAGAAUUCAAAUUUUAUUUGACUGUAAAUGAUUUGCUGUGACGUUAGAUUGAUGUCCCACGAUUUCAUAACCUUUUAAAUUUGAAGAUAAAUCAAUUUUACCGACAUUUAAAACCUUUACCAUUACCCAUCCAGAGCAUUUAAACUAAUUGAACUAAUUGGCCAUUUUGUAGCGCAGCGAGCCGCAGUCUUUUAAGGUAAAUCUCCGAGUUCAAAUCGUGCAAAGCUCCGAGACAGACAGAACAAUCGAACGGAGCAAGGUUAACAUUUAACUUAGACAAUAAAAACAAACUACAAACUACAACGUGUGGACAUAUGAGCAAUCAAUUCAACUACUUCACUGCUGUGAUAGAUUAGAUAGUAACUGAUGUAUAAAGGUAAGAUUCUCCCCCGCCACCUGACCAAAACGACGACCUUGGGUUUCGUGUGUGCGGCGCAUGACAAGAUUAUCUAAUGACGUUAGAGGGGACACCUUCCGGGGUGCCGGAAGAAGAGUCUCCCACUUCCGAGAUUGACACUAAUUGGAACGGAACAAGACAGACGACGGAUAAGUAGAAGAGAAUCGUGCAAUUUUAAACAAGUGCAACUGGACAAAACAAAUAAUGAAACGUUCCUCACCCGACUUAGACCUUAAGCACAUGAACCGCGGUUAGGUUUACGAAUAGUCUUCUAAUAGGUAGAACAACACUCUUUAAUUGGGGAUGAGCAUUUAGUUUGCACCGCAGCCACCAUAAACAACAAAAGAGAAGGAUGAGCAGUGGAUCAUGAGUAGAUUGUAGUGUAUAGAUAUUUAAGACCAAUUUUAAUUAUGCAUUCAGUUAGUCGCCAGCAAAAUAAGUGUAAAUAUAAUUUAAUGGAAAACAUAAUAAAAACAAGCUUUAAUAAUAUAA
Culex pipiens pallens (northern house mosquito) is the source of this 3339-nucleotide messenger RNA. RefSeq names its product torso-like protein (gene tsl). The coding region runs from base 736 to 1821 and encodes 361 amino acids. The transcript has 4 exons. NCBI's taxonomy places the organism in Eukaryota, Metazoa, Arthropoda, Insecta, Diptera, Culicidae. The record is from RefSeq and is a predicted model, not a curated record.